Messenger RNA from Tachysurus vachellii, 1360 nucleotides. RefSeq names its product protein phosphatase 1, regulatory subunit 3Db (gene ppp1r3db). The transcript is spliced from 2 exons. Gene Ontology annotation, biological process: regulation of glycogen biosynthetic process. Lineage: Eukaryota; Metazoa; Chordata; Actinopteri; Siluriformes; Bagridae. Bases 87 to 998 code for a protein of 303 amino acids. The record is from RefSeq and is a predicted model, not a curated record. Gene Ontology annotation, molecular function: glycogen binding; protein phosphatase 1 binding. Gene Ontology annotation, cellular component: protein phosphatase type 1 complex.
AUUAAAGUCUACAUGUAGCUGGAAUUGUCACAGCUGGAUGACGAGUGUUUAAACGACGCCUGCGUUCUUCACCAGCUUCAGCAAAGAUGUCGAUGUCUAGCAGUAACUGGGCUUCUGGAGAGUCAGCGCCGUUCAUGAGCAUGCUCAGUGAAGUGUCACGACCUGCAAGGAUCAUACGUCUACGUGACAUCUACAACCCUCCGCCUCCACCUCAGAGGAAACCGGUUGCAAUAAGACCCCCAAGUCCUCGUUCUCCUCCCCGUCCUGGCCCUCCUACUUCUGCUCUGACAGUUUGUCUUCCGCGUCAGAGUCUCUCCUGCGAACCUGAGCCGAGAGCCAUCAUGAGGCGAAGAGCACACUCUCUCCCUUCCUCAGAUAAGACCACGGCUCGCAGGUCCUCGCAAGUCCGAUUCAUCGACUGUUUGGGCCUCGAGUUGGAACGUGUAAAGUUUUUUCUGGCCGGCGAAGACCCCAAAGUUCCCGAACAUGUCAUAAACAGGUUACUAGCCAGCUCGGAGCUUGCAUCCGGAAAACAUUUAGAGCUCUCAUUGCCCUUCUUCCAACCGUUUUUCCCAGAGAACAUCAGCAUUGAGCCUGAUUUCCUGGAGCGGUUGUGUCAUCGGCGUGUUUGCCUGGAACACGUCCACUGCUCUGAACUGGGCAUCUCUGGAACAGUGCAAGUUCUCAACCUGGCUUUUGAGAAACAGGUCAUCGUUCGAUACUCGUUCACAGACUGGAAAAGCAGUGCAGAGUGUAAAGCGUGCUGGGUUUCUUCUGUGCACCGAGAUGAUGUGAAAUCAGAUGUGUUUCACUUUCGCUUACCCGUGCCACCGUUCAUCCUGAAACCAGGAGCCAGUCUGGAGUUCGCUAUCUGUUACCGCGUCCUCGGUUCUGAAUACUGGGACAACAAUGAUGAACAAAACUACAAACUGGCCUGUCAUGCUUACAAGCUAAUCGUGCCAAAGGAGUGUGAGGACAGCAUGGUGCACUUCAUCUAAAGCCUUACUCAUAAUGCGUUUUUUUUUGUUUACAGAAUUUUGUGUUAUUACUAUUUUGUACAUUUGAAUCUCAAGCUCAAGGUUAAAUCCAGCACUAUGUGCUUUUAUAUCAGGUUCUACAUUUUAAAAGAGAUUUUAAUGCGUGUCACGUUCACUCAGCUGUUUUAACCCUUCCUGUUUAUUGCAUGUUGCUGGUCUGACAUAAUGACUACGAUUUCCUUUUUUUUUUUUUAGCUAUAUCUGUUGCGUAAUAGUUUCUAGUCAUUUCCUCUCUGUGACUUCUUCGCUCAGGAAGAUUUCAGAUUAUCUCGGCUGGCACAAACGCUUCAGGAAUUUAUAUUCAAGCAUUACUCAAAGUAAAU